Messenger RNA from Seriola dumerili (greater amberjack), 717 nucleotides. It is a transcript of the gene eve1, whose product is annotated as homeobox protein XHOX-3-like. Gene Ontology annotation, biological process: regulation of transcription by RNA polymerase II. The coding region runs from base 1 to 717 and encodes 238 amino acids. The record is from RefSeq and is a predicted model, not a curated record. Gene Ontology annotation, molecular function: RNA polymerase II cis-regulatory region sequence-specific DNA binding; DNA-binding transcription factor activity, RNA polymerase II-specific. The transcript is spliced from 3 exons. Gene Ontology annotation, cellular component: nucleus. Lineage: Eukaryota; Metazoa; Chordata; Actinopteri; Carangiformes; Carangidae.
AUGUCAGUGGCAGAGGGCAGACGGACGCCGGUGGCGGCUGUGGCCGGGGAGGAGCAGCAGGAGCCCUCCCAGCGCAGCGUCUUCCUCGACCAGAGUCGGCGGCACCGGACGGCGUUCACGCGAGAGCAGCUGUCCCGACUGGAGCAGGAGUACGGCAAGGAGAGCUAUGUGUCCAGACCCCGGCGGUGCGAGCUGGCCACGGCGCUCAAUUUACCAGAGACAACUAUAAAGGUGUGGUUCCAGAACAGGAGGAUGAAGGAUAAACGCCAGAGACACUCCGUGCCUUGGCCUCACCCUCUCGUCGACCCCCUGGGUGCACUCUUGAUGGGCCGUGCCUCUUCUUCCUCCACCUUACCAUACCCCUUCAUCCCGCCCCCACUCCCCCACCUCCCCCUUCACCACUACUCCUCCCUGGCUCUCUCCUUGCCAGCAUCCUCAGCUCACAGUCCCUACAGUGCACCCAUGAGGCCCCUGGAUGCACUCCGCUUCUUCCAGUACCACAACAGGCCUGGGGGGCUGCCUCAGACGACAGCAACCCUCUACCCCCCCGCCAGCAUCGUGCACCAUCCAUCUUCGUGCCCCUGUCCCCUUUGUCUGCACUCGGGACCAGAACAACUCCUUAAAGCCAGAGGGGAGGCACUGGGACUGAGCCAGCCCCGUGGUCUCAAGGCCAACAUCCAGCCUGCCGGUGUGGAGUGGACAGAAGAGAUGGUGUAA